ACAAGACAAGUCUGCCAUUUGCUGCUUUCGCUUCGUUUAUAUAAUUCGUAUUAUUAUUUUCAUUAAUUAUUCAGCAAUUAAUUUCCAUCGGGAAAACAACAACUUAUUUGUUCGAAGCCAAGAUCAAGUAGAAAAAUAAAUCCACAAAUAAGGGAAAAUAAUCUUUCCCCCUCUUUACUUCUUUCUCCACAGUGGAACAAUGAUUAAGUUUGUCAUUUUAUUAAGCUUACUCAGCUUAUUGCUCCCGGAGAGCUUUGCUGAGGAGAAAUUAAUUCGAGUUCCCAUCCAGAAAAUAAAAUCGGCACGAAAACAUUUCUAUGAGGUAGGAACGGAAUUGCAACAACUACGUUUAAAAUAUGGAGCUGGAGGUGUCACACCUGAACCUUUAUCAAAUUAUUUGGAUGCGCAAUACUAUGGCCCAAUCUCAAUUGGCACACCACCACAAAAUUUCAAGGUAGUUUUCGAUACCGGCUCUUCGAAUCUGUGGGUUCCUAGCAAAAAAUGUCAUUUGACCAACAUUGCUUGCCUCAUGCAUAAUAAAUACGAUGCCACCAAGUCCAAGACUUUUAAGCAAAACGGUACUGAAUUUGCCAUACAUUAUGGAUCUGGUAGUCUGUCUGGUUAUUUGUCUACGGAUACGGUUAACAUUGGCGGCUUGGAUAUUAAGGACCAGACAUUUGCCGAAGCUUUGAGUGAACCCGGCUUGGUCUUUGUUGCUGCCAAAUUCGAUGGUAUUUUGGGCUUGGGUUACAGUUCAAUAUCGGUGGAUGGUGUUAAGCCACCAUUCUAUGCUAUGUAUGAACAGGGUUUGAUUUCGCAACCAAUUUUCUCAUUCUAUUUAAAUCGCGAUCCCAAAGCCCCAGAAGGGGGUGAAAUCAUUUUCGGUGGUUCUGAUCCUGAUCACUAUACCGGUGAUUUUACAUAUUUGCCAGUAACACGCAAGGCUUAUUGGCAAAUCAAAAUGGACUCGGCAUCAAUGGGUGAUUUGAAAUUGUGCCAAGGAGGCUGUCAAGUAAUUGCUGAUACCGGCACCUCUCUCAUUGCUUUACCUCCCAGUGAAGCUACAUCUAUUAACCAAGCUAUUGGUGGAACUCCGAUUAUGGGUGGUCAAUACAUGGUGGCCUGUGAUGAUAUCCCCAAGUUGCCUGUUAUUAAAUUUGUUCUUGGUGGCAAAACAUUUGAGUUGGAAGGUAAAGACUAUGUAUUGCGUAUUGCUCAAAUGGGUAAAACAAUUUGCUUGUCCGGUUUCAUGGGCAUUGACAUUCCACCACCCAAUGGACCUCUAUGGAUUUUGGGAGAUGUUUUCAUUGGCAAAUACUAUACAGAAUUUGAUAUGGGCAAUGACCGUGUUGGUUUUGCCAUUGCCAAAUAAGCAGCAGUUGUCUGUGAAUCCAACAGAAGUGAAGUUUCUUUGUUAAUUUUAUCAAAUGUUUUGGAUUUUAUUUGUAUUGGUAAUGUGUAUGAUGGCUUUGUUAAAAGUAAAUGUAAAAUGAUGGACUGUAUCGUAUUAAAUGCAAAACAACAAUAAAGAUUAAAUUUGAUCAAUUUA
Musca domestica (house fly) is the source of this 1549-nucleotide messenger RNA. Its product is annotated as lysosomal aspartic protease-like. The record is from RefSeq and is a predicted model, not a curated record. NCBI's taxonomy places the organism in Eukaryota, Metazoa, Arthropoda, Insecta, Diptera, Muscidae. Gene Ontology annotation, cellular component: lysosome. The transcript is spliced from 3 exons. The coding region runs from base 200 to 1372 and encodes 390 amino acids. Gene Ontology annotation, molecular function: aspartic-type endopeptidase activity. Gene Ontology annotation, biological process: cell death; proteolysis.